Penicillium mononematosum is the source of this 726-nucleotide messenger RNA. RefSeq lists its product as uncharacterized. Bases 1 to 726 code for a protein of 241 amino acids. The record is from RefSeq and is a predicted model, not a curated record. Lineage: Eukaryota; Fungi; Ascomycota; Eurotiomycetes; Eurotiales; Aspergillaceae. The transcript has 2 exons.
AUGGUGGUGGUUUGGCCGAGUAUAUCAUCGCCCCUGCUGAACACUUCUACCCUGAUUCCAGACAAUGUCUCCCUGCAGUCAGCUGCAUUGGUAGAACCACUCGCGGUCGCCUGGCAUGCGGUUAAUAUAUCACCUUUCAAACCCGGUGACAAUGUUCUAGUCGUGGGUGGAGGCCCUAUCGGCAUCGGCAUCGUACAGGUUCUCAAGGUGCAAGGCGCCAGAGAGAUCAUAGUGGUCGAGCCUACGGAACAUCGCAGACGACUAAGCGAAGCCUUCGGCGCGACGCAUCUGCUGGAUCCCCAAAACGUGGAUGUUCCCGAGACAGUGCUUCGACUGACCGAUAACAUCGGUGCGGACGUGCUUUUCGAUACUGCCGGUGUGGAGGGAGCCCUGAACGGGGCCAUACCGGCAUGUCGCGCCCAUGGAACAAUCGUCAACGUUGCGGUGUGGCAGAAACGACCUGCUGUCCGUGUGAAUGAUUUGAUGUAUAAGGAGGUGAACUAUAUGGGUGCAGCCCUCUAUGAUAAUACAUCCUUUGAGGAUGUUAUCAAAGCGAUAAGCUAUGGCCAAUUGAAUCCCGACAAGAUGGUCACUUCGAAGAUAACGCUGAGCGAGGUGGUGGAAAAGGGAUUCAAAUCUUUGCUUGAGAACCGGGAUGAACAUUGUAAGAUCUUGGUGGUUAUGAAAGGCUCGGGAGGCACUGGGCGACAAGGUGGUUUUCGUUGA